UGUGUGUGUGUGUGUGUGUGUGAAGAGGAGAAGAGCGGGGCUUAGAGAAGUGUGGUUGUCCAUUUCCUGUCAGAGUCGGUGUGAACGCAGAACAGAGAAGAGAAACUUCCUUGACUGCCGAGCGAACGGUGUGGACGACUCAGCUGCGGCGCCUUCGGAGGCCGUUCGCACAGAAAUCCAAGAUAAACCCGAGAGGCUGAAAGAGAGAGGAGGACCAUGAGCCGGGGAUCUAAGAGCAAAUCGGAGAGCGUCCAGAGCUCCCUGCUGAGCCAGCAGGAGAACGAGAGGCUGGAGGAGCUGCUGGGCAGAAGGUGUGCUUCGGUGGCCACAGCGAUAGCCCAGCUGUUCAUGGCUCUGCCUCACAGCCCGUCCUCCUGGAGCCUGCAGCACACCGGAGUGGUCUGCUUCGUCAAAGACAACCCGCAGCGCUCCUACUUCAUACGCAUGUUCGACCUGAAGGCUGGGAGACAGAUUUGGGAGCAGGAGCUCUACAAUCAGAUUGUUUACUCAGCACCACGGUCGUACUUUCAUACCUUUCCGGCAGAUGACUGUCAAGUUGGACUGAACUUCUCAGACCAGCGAGAAGCCGCUGCCUUUCAGAGCGCCGUCCAGGAGAAAAUCGGCCAGAGAAACAACCGGCAAGAUAAGAAGCAGCGCCCCCUGCCGAGCAAUGAAAGAGGCUCCCUCCCUCGAGUACCACAGGAAAAAGGCUCUUCCGGCCCUGGAUCUUUCCACAUGGCCACAGUGGAUAUCCAAAACCCAGAUAUACAGUCUUCACGCUAUCGCUCAGUGCUUUCACCUGCCGCUCCCUCAGCUCUGACUGGGAAAAAAGACAAAAAAGACAAGAAAAGCAAGAAAAAGGGUCCAAAACUCUCCAAAAGAGACAUUGGGGCCCCCAGUGGUUUUAAACACGUAACUCAUGUUGGCUGGGACCCCAACAACCUGGACCCCGACCUGUGGAAGCUGCUGUCUCAGGCUGGUAUCGGGGAAGCCGAGAUGAGGGACGAACAAACCUCCCAGCUCAUCUACAACGUCAUCGAGCAGUCAGGAGGCAUGGAGGCCGUCAAGAGGGAGCUGAACAGCGGAGCUUCUGGACCUCCGCCUCCUCCACCUGGCCGACAGGGGCCCCUGCCUCCCCUGCCAGGCUCCAGUCCCUCCGCCCCUACCCCUCCACCCCCACGGACUCGCUCUGGCCCUUUGCCUCCCGUCCCGGGUCAAAAUCAGCGAGGUGCCCCGCCCAGCCUGCCGUCUUCAGGCCGUGGAGGCGUCCCGCCACCACCACCCCCGUCAAACCGGAGUGGCCCUCCGCCGCCACCGGCGCAUGCGAGGUCCCCCAUGCCCUCGGCCCACAACCUGCCUCCCCCGCCUCCCCCGUCCAACCACCGCUCCAUGGGCCUGCCGCCUCCUCCUGUACCAGCUGCACCCAGCAGAGGUGAAGGCGGGGCAGGCCCUGCUCCUCCUCCCCCUCCUCCUCCUCCUCCACCGCCUCCCCAAACUUCCAUUCCUUCAGAUUUCCCUCCUCCUCCAGUUUCUAGUGGCCCCCCACCUCCACCCAGCGGGGGGGGCGACGGCAGAGGAGCUCUGCUCGACCAGAUCCGUCUGGGGAAGAAGCUCCGAAAUGUAACAGAGAACACCGAGCCGCCGCCGCCUGCAGCGCCGGAAUCAGGCGAAGGCAUUGUUGGUGCUCUAAUGAUGGUCAUGCAGAAAAGAAGUAAAGUCAUCCAUUCCUCAGAUGAAAGUGAAGAUGAUGGAGGAGAUGAAGAAGAUGACGACGAUGAGUGGGAUGACUGAUGAAGCUCUCCUUGAGGAUUUUCAUCUUGCUGGAAGCUGGAAUGUUCUCAGUUCAAGAGUACUGAAAUGGCAGCGAGACACAUCGAACAACAACAGAACAAUGACACAGAUGUCUUACCUCACUCAAAGAAAACAUGAAUGAAUGAAUGAAUGAAUGAUGGGAAGUCGCCGUCGUUCAUGUGCAUCACUAGAUUGUUUUUGUAGCUGGUAAACUAAGCAGGCUAGUGUAAUGGAGUUUGGAUUUUUUUUUGUAAUGUUAUUCCUGAGUAUAUUGUGAAAAAUGCUGUUGUGUUGUUUUAAAUGAUCUCCUCAGAGCUCUUUAAGUUCAUAAUUUCCCAGCAGGAAAUUCAGGGUGAAACCGAGUUCGGGCAGAUUUUAUCCUCUCAGAAACUGGAAUUCUUCCACUGUCUAUUUACAGAAACUUAGCUCUGACUUUUGUUGUUACUCUUUGAUUUUUCAGACUCAGACCCUCCUAUAUGUCAUUUCCAGAAAUAAAUUCAGCUCAGAUGUGUAAAAAAAAUGGAUUUUGCUUGCUAAACUAGCGAAGAAAUACCAUUUGGAUACAAUAAAAUCAGUCAAAAUGUGAAAAACUAAUAGUAUUAUACUCACAAUUCCAUGUGUUAUAAAAAAAUAGAAAAUAUUUAACUGGAUUUAAAUAAAAACGAUAACCUUAUGUUCUGCUAUCGUGCAGUAUUUGUGCCUAAAUCUGCCUUGAAGAACCCAUCAGGUGUGUGUUUGAGGAUGAACCCAUCACUUGCAUUGGAGUGGAUGAACUGUGAUCUUUGCCAUCAGGUCACUUCCCUGAUAAAGCAAACUGGAAUAUUGUAUCUGAAAAAAAAAACAAAAACAAAAAAAAAACAAAAACUGCAAAAUAAAGCAGUUUACUAUAAUAAUAACUGAAAUUGGAAAUUAAAAAAAAACAUUGUAUAUUUUUUACAGUAUAACUUUUAGGGAGCUUUUCAGGGUCGGUGCAAAAAUUUGCAUUAACAGCAAAUGACAGACUAUCCUCAAAAAAAAAAACCCAACAUACUAAAUCUGAGCCAGUUUCAUUCCAAUUUUUAUAACAUACUG
Salarias fasciatus (jewelled blenny) is the source of this 2862-nucleotide messenger RNA. It is a transcript of the gene wasb, whose product is annotated as WASP actin nucleation promoting factor b. The record is from RefSeq and is a predicted model, not a curated record. Bases 217 to 1791 code for a protein of 524 amino acids. The transcript has 11 exons. Gene Ontology annotation, biological process: actin filament organization. Gene Ontology annotation, molecular function: actin binding. Lineage: Eukaryota; Metazoa; Chordata; Actinopteri; Blenniiformes; Blenniidae.